Messenger RNA from Esox lucius (northern pike), 2659 nucleotides. RefSeq names its product presenilins-associated rhomboid-like protein, mitochondrial. Gene Ontology annotation, cellular component: membrane. The record is from RefSeq and is a predicted model, not a curated record. The coding region runs from base 283 to 1491 and encodes 402 amino acids. The transcript has 10 exons. Lineage: Eukaryota; Metazoa; Chordata; Actinopteri; Esociformes; Esocidae. Gene Ontology annotation, molecular function: serine-type endopeptidase activity.
UAAAACAUAAAUCCAGUAAAUCCCUAACACGACUGCCUUCUUUCAGUUGUUCCGUUUUGCUAUGUUUUGAUGGGAAUGCUCAAAGAUUACACAGCCUAAUGUCUACAUACAACGAAGGAAUUAAACUGUACCGUUUAGCUGGGUUUGUUUGGGUACAAACUUAGCAUCUACAAUCAAAAUGUUCUAGAAUUCAUGACAAGGCAACCGUAAUUUCUUCGCUAAACGUAGGAUCUUUGUCCUGACCCGGUAGUGAACCGUCCCUGGACGCUGCGUUUGGAGUUCAUGAACAUGGCGUGGAGGGGAUGCUUUGUGAAACUGACCAAAACAGAAUUGAUCAAUUCUGUCUCCACGGUAUCGCGGGGUUGCAGGUUGACCCUCCACCCCCAGCAGAAAUGUGGUUUUAGGAAAGAAGCGAGGAAACCGGAGACGCUUAAGAGGAACAGCGGCACCCCAAAAGAAAAAGUACCUCCUCCCUCUGAGGCUGGCGAUGCCGUGGUGCUUCGGAAGGCGGCACGCCCACCGACGGGGGCACCACCCCCUAACGCGUCCCCAAGGCACACUGGGAAGUUGUUCAAGCCCUUCAUAUUCACAAUAGGGUUUACAGGGUGCUCCUUUGGCGCGGCAGCAGUAUUGCAGUACGAGUCCUUGAAGUCACGUGUGCAAACAGCCAGGGACAAGACAAAUGGGCAAGCAUCACAGGACACAACGUACUGGCACAACUGGUGGAACCAGCUCACUGACUUCCAGAAACAGGCCAUCUUGCUCUUGUCGUUCGCGGACGAUAUCUGGAGCGGUCUGACGGAGGGGCAGCAGGUGGCUUCUGCGAUCAUAGCGGUCAAUGCCAUGGUUCUCUGCUGUUGGCGAAUUCCGUCUAUGCAACGAUCCAUGCUCAAGUACUUCAUCGCCAACCCAGCCUCCAAGACGCGGUGUCUUCCCAUGAUCCUCUCCACCUUCAGCCAUUACUCUGUGAUCCACAUGGCAGCCAACAUGUAUGUCCUGUGGACAUUCUCCUCCAGCGCCGUCUCUGUCCUGGGCAGGGAGCAGUUCCUAGCGGUCUACCUCUCUGCUGGUGUGAUCUCCACCAUGGUUAGUUACGUGUGCAAGACCGCCAUUGGAGGACGCCUGCGUCCCUCACUUGGGGCGUCGGGGGCCAUCAUGACGGUGCUGGCCGUGGUCUGCACCGAAAUGCCGGAGGCCAAACUCGGCGUCCUCUUCCUGCCAGUGGUCAGCCUCACCGCCGGCUACGCGUUGAAAGCCAUCGUUGCCGUGGAUGCAGCCGGCCUCGUUAUGGGAUGGAGGCUGUUCGAUCACGCGGCUCACCUUGGGGGUGCCCUCUUCGGAGUGUGGUAUGUGUCCUACGGCCACAAGCUCAUCUGGAGGAGGAGGGAGCCACUCAUCAAGGCCUGGCACGGCGUCAGAUCUCCGGGCCCUGGUGGACGGGGCGGGCCGGGGGGCUCUGGUUCCGUCGGGGGCCGACCUGGUCCCGUGUAGGAUCGGGCGUGGGCACUUCGGCUCCGGCGUCUGUGCUGAGGGGCAAGUCGAAGUACGGGGCGGGACUUCCGCUCGUCAUCCAGGUGACGGCUACAGAAAGCACGGCCGACGGCCCGAAGCUGUGUCCGCCCUCGUGGGUGUUCUAUCGGACCGUUGGGACGUUGACCCGCUAUGGCCGGUCUGUAACUGUUGGCGACGCGUGACGCUUCCAUCUCAUUCCUCCUCCAUCCUCGUCUACCUCACAGCGGGGUCUACCUGGGUGUGGUCUUGAUCUCCGCAAUGUCCUUCUGUCAAUCAACUGAGGUGGUGAAGGGACUUGCCCUCUGAUUGUUAAUGGCGUUCAAGUGUGCGGGUGUGAGUGUGUACUAGCUGCUAAUGUGGCCAUUAAUGACUGCUAUGCGUCCUGCAAAUAUCGCCUCCUGUUCGUGAGGAAGCGCAAAAACAAAAAAAAUACAGGUCUGGACGUGAGAAAAACAACAAAGUAAUUCUUCCGCAGCGUUCUUGUCAAUCACCUGAAGCCUCCUGGUCAUUCUAGGGAGAAGCGGAAACGCCAGACUUAGAAACAUGGUGAAUCCUGUCCUGCAGUAUUGUAGGGUAGAGACUGCGGGCACAGUGACCACAAAUACUACGCCACGGAUAUACUGUACAGCCCACUUCAGAAUCUCUGUGGUUCUUAACAGGAGUGGAGUGCAGUUCAGUGGUUUCACCACAAGGUGGCACCAGGUAAUACAUUUAUUUUCCAUUUUAGUCAUUUAGCAGAUGCUCUUAACUGGAGGGACUUAAAAUUAUUACAUUCGUCUUGAGAAGGACCAGCACUUAGCCCAGUGGUGAGAUGGAAGACGCAAAAUGAAUACAAGCAUUAGUUCACAAAGGUAACAGUGGGGGGAGUGGUGUAGGGAUAUUUUCAUAAAAUGUUAUUUCACAUUAACCUGAUGAAGAGUAGACAGAACGUCUCAUGUGAUCACCUGUAUAUUAAUUGAGUGUUAAUUGAUAAAACAUUUAACCAGGGCUCAUGUUAUUUCCCCAAACAGUUUAAUUAGUUAAGAGCGAGUCAUGAACUAUUGUUCUCAUGGUCAGUGCAAUGAGUGGUUGUUGUUAUCUCAUAUUGAGGACAGAAGGACCUGUAGCUUGUCCUUGACUGUCUUGGCAAAAUCUUGGGAGGAUGAGU